This is a messenger RNA of Nezara viridula (southern green stink bug), 399 nucleotides long. NCBI's taxonomy places the organism in Eukaryota, Metazoa, Arthropoda, Insecta, Hemiptera, Pentatomidae. The record is from the annotation of a GenBank genome assembly.
AUGAACAAAUUGAGUUGUUUUGAUUGUUUGAAAUGUAUCGGAUUUCACGAAACAAGUUCUGGUGUUGCUCUCUCCAAUCCUCUUGAAGUGGAUGAGCAAACAUUAGAGGAAACAUCUGCGCUUCUUGAGACUAUGAUUUGUGAACCUGAAGCUCCUAUAGACAUCCAAGCUCAAGCUGUAUUAAUCACUGAGGAAACAUCAGGUGCUAAUCCUUAUGGUCAACCAAAGGAGGAGAGUUACAUAAUUGCACGAUUUGAUGGUAAAAAAGAGCAUCGUUACAUUUGCUGCUUGAAAAGUGUGCGCAAUAACGAAAUGACUGCCUUUAUUCGUUUCAAAAUUCAAAACAGGCGAAUUCUGCGAGUCAUUCCGUUUGACUUGGAAGUAGUGGAAAAAGAGUGA